Molecule: messenger RNA, 1296 nt
Organism: Aspergillus affinis
Lineage: Eukaryota; Fungi; Ascomycota; Eurotiomycetes; Eurotiales; Aspergillaceae
Product: monocarboxylate permease-like protein
Exons: 2
Coding region: 1-1296 (431 amino acids)
Biological process (GO): transmembrane transport
Cellular component (GO): fungal-type vacuole membrane
Molecular function (GO): transmembrane transporter activity
Source: RefSeq, a predicted model, not a curated record
AUGGCAUCGUCAAUUGAAUCGAAUUUGGUGGUGAACAAGAGCACCCCCGAGCCUAAUCAACAUACACCUCAGGAUAUCGAAAUAACAGUGUAUGAUGCGCCGCCGAACAGAGGCUUUCGGGCUUGGACACAAGUUAUGGGAUCUUUCUUCCUCUUCUUCAACUCCUGGGGUGUUGUGAAUACAUUCGGGGUCUUUCAGACCUACUACGAAAUCAACCUUCUUUCUGUCCAGUCGUCUUCGAAUAUCUUAUGGAUCGGAGCCAUACAAGCCUUUCUAUUGUUGUUGGUUGGGGUAGUCACCGGCCCACUCUAUGAUGCUAGCUAUUUCCGUGCGUUAAUUAUAACAGGCUCUGGCCUUGUUGUCGUUGGCUUCAUGACUUUAAGCCUAUGCACGAAAUAUUGGCAAAUUAUCCUUGCUCAGGCCCUCUGCAUUGGUCUUGGCAAUGAGUGUCUCUAUAUCCCCUUCGUGGCUAUCCUGCCGCAAUAUUUCUCGUCACGCAAAGCUAUCGCAACGGGGAUUGCUGCAUCCGGGAGUAGCUUUGGUGGCGUGUUAUACCCGAUCCUCUUCAGGCAGCUCCAACCGCGAAUUGGCUUUGCAUGGGCUACACGAGUGCUUGGUUUCAUCGUCCUUGCAACCUCAUUGCUUUCAAUCGGUGUCAUGCGUGCCCGUCGGAUGCCCCCAACAAAACGUGUUUCACUCGAGCUCUCUGCAUUCAAGGAGCCCCCAUAUGCACUUUUUUGCAUAGCCAUGCUCUUAGGAUACAUCGGCAUCUUCUGUCCCAUUUUCUACAUCCAAUCCUACGCAGUCGGCACGGAGACAAUGGGAGAAGAUCUAGCCUUCUACCUCGUGGCCAUACUCAACGCAGCUUCAAUUCCAGGCCGCAUCGUACCUGGCCUCCUAGGACCACGCAUCGGACCCCUGAACAUCUUGCUAACAAGUGCCGCUAUCAGCGGAACACUUAUCAUGUGUUGGAUUGGGAUCCAGAGCUCCAGUGGCUUGGUUGCGCUGGCCGUUCUUUAUGGGUUCAUCUCGGGGGCUUUUGUCUCUCUUCCUGCUGUGGCUUUAACUGGUCUUACGGAGGAUCUGCGAACGCUGGGGACGCGAAUGGGGAUGUGCUCUGUGUUGUGUGGAUUUGGGUCUCUGUGUGGCGCGCCUGUUGCAGGGGCGAUUCUUAAUGCUUCGGAUUCUUAUCUGGGUGUGCAGUUGUAUGCGAGGGUUGCUACUUAUGCCACUGCAGUUUUGCUUCUCCUCUCGCAUGUCUCCAAGGUUGGGGUUAAAUUUAUGGCUAAAGCAUGA